Messenger RNA from Brassica napus (rape), 1070 nucleotides. RefSeq lists its product as uncharacterized. Bases 235 to 864 code for a protein of 209 amino acids. The record is from RefSeq and is a predicted model, not a curated record. The transcript has a single exon. NCBI's taxonomy places the organism in Eukaryota, Viridiplantae, Streptophyta, Magnoliopsida, Brassicales, Brassicaceae.
GAAUUAGUAGAAACAAAACAACACUACUUAGAUGUAAUAAUUAUGUUUUGCCUUUUACUGUCACUAUUGUAAUUACAAUAAAAUUUAACAAAAUGUUUAAAAAUAAUAAUUGGACAAUUCUGUCCUUUAUUUUUCCACAGCUUAAAAGGAGAAUCUCAUCAGAGAAUAAACUAAAAGCCAAAAUACAGAGCUCUUCUCUGGAUCACAUUGUCUCUCUCUCUCUUCUUGUUCCUCAUGGAUUCUUCAAGAACCCGAACUUUAGCUAGAAGAUCUGAUCCGGUCAACUUUCCGGCGAAGAGAAACACUUGUUCCCGACGAUCUUUAUCUUCUUCUUCCUUCUCGUCAUUCUCCUCUUGCUCCUCUAGCUCCCUCGUGUUUCAAGGCGACUCUCCUUUAAAUUCUCCGGCGACUCCUCUUCGUCUCCUCGGUGUUCCAUUCUCUUGGGAACACCUUCCAGGGAAACCCAAAGACUACUCUCACAGACUCAACCACCGCCUAAAUAAAGAAUCUUCAGUUAUACUACCCCUCCCUCCUCACCGGAGUACACAUUUUCCGGUCACCGGAAAAAAUAAAAAAUCUAACAGUUUAAGUAAGAAGAACAGCUUCCCGGUGACUGAGAAAGAUCCCUUCGCGGCCGCGUUGUUGGAGUGUUCCAAAGACAACGACGACGAUGAAGACGAGAGGGAAGAAGAGAGAUUCCGAGGAAACUCCGGUGGAUCAAAGAGCAGCAUCGGCGACAGGUUUGGGUUAGUGAGUCUCUACGGUUCUUGUCGGAGAACUUGUACAGUGACAGAGUCCAUUGUUUAUCUCCCAAGAACAAGAAAAGCUGCUUCUUAUGAUCAUCUGCCACGCCGUCGCCGUUAAUUCAUUGUGUUUACUAUAUAUAUUUUCUCUUGAUCUUUGUAAUACUCUUUUUUAUAUAAUUUUCUAUGAAUGUAACAUAUUAUGAGUGGGCACAUGAUUAUUUCAGAGUGAAUUGUUCGCAAACGGAUGUUUUAGUUAUUUAUUGACAAUACAUGUGUCUAUGCGAUAACUUUUUUAUAUAAUACUAUUGUAUUUUUCUGCAAUUA